AUGGCUUGCCAUCCGAGUAAACAGCAGUCCGAUUGGGAGGAAUGGUUGCGGCGACUGACCGCGGCAGCACGGGUGGCGGAACGGGAAGAGGGGCUGCGGCGAGUCAGCGAGGCAGCAAGGGUGGCGGAGUGGGAAGAGUGGCUGCGGCGAGUAAGUGCAGCUGCAAGGGUGGCGGAAUGGGAAGGGUGGCUACGGCAAGUGAGCGCAACUGUCCCAAAUCCAACAGCCAACGAGCCGGAAAUGGACGGGGAGGAAUGGUCGCCUGGAGCAAAUGCGGCAAGGGCAGCGGAAUGGGAAGAGUGGCUGCGGCGAGCAAGCGCAGCAGCAAGGGCGGCAGAAACUGCUCCACUGAAGGCAACUGCUAAUGAGCCGGAAAUGGAUUGGGAGGAGUGGCUGCGGCGCGUCAGCGCAACAGCCGCCCGCGAUCAGGAAACGGACUGGGGCGACGAGUGUAGCGACGAGUGGCUGCUACGAUUCACGGAUACAUUCCAUGCACCCCCAGCGAAGGCAAGAGCUGCACUGAAGGCAGCUGCUAGCGACCCGGAAAUGGACUGGGAGCAGUGCAUUUUGGAACAGAACAGACAGGCGGGUGAAGCCAGAAGGGAACGUCGCCAGGCGCUGUCGGCCGCAGGCGAUGCGCCGAUAGACGUCCACGAGGCCCCGGGCCCGGAUCGCAAGCGGGCGUCGGCGUGCGAGCAGGAGCCGCACCGCUCGAAGGCCCAAGAGAGGCGGCUGCGUGUGCGUGCCAGCCGCGUUGCGAAGACCGAACACCGCAGCCGCGCUGCAGAAGCGCAGGCCACGCAGCAGUUCCUGAAGCAGACUGCUGCGGGCUUCGUGGAGCGGCCCGAGCUUUCUUACGAGCCGGAGCCGCGCGGUGUGCCCAAGGAACCGAGGAAAAAGGCAGGCAAGGCUUUUGCGGCGCCAAACAAAGUUGCUGAGGACUUGCUGCGCUCACUCUGGGAUGCCAAACUCAAGCAUCCGGCUCCAUCAGACUGCUGA
Messenger RNA from Symbiodinium natans, 999 nucleotides. Lineage: Eukaryota; Dinophyceae; Suessiales; Symbiodiniaceae. The record is from the annotation of a GenBank genome assembly.